Molecule: messenger RNA, 1080 nt
Organism: Saprolegnia parasitica CBS 223.65
Lineage: Eukaryota; Oomycota; Saprolegniomycetes; Saprolegniales; Saprolegniaceae
Exons: 1
Coding region: 1-1080 (359 amino acids)
Source: RefSeq, a predicted model, not a curated record
AUGAGCCGCGAGGAGCGGAAGACGGCGCAGAUAUGGGCGUCCAUUGAGAAGAUGCAGAAGAAGGAAGAAGACAGCAUGAACCACUCGGACAACAGCAGCAGCGACCGCCAGGCCAAGCGCAAGAAGGGUCGCAAGAAGGACCGGAAGCGCGAUUCGCUUGACGACGACGCGGCGCUCACGAUGCACAAGAGCGACUGCCAGUCGUGGCGAACCAACCCGUUUGUGCCACCGACCAAGAAGUGGCGGUCACGCUGGGAACACAACCAUCCGCGGCCAACCCCGACGAUCGACACCAUGGCGAGCCCAAAGCAGGACGCCGAGACGAUGGCACCGCCGCAGAUUGACACGGCCAUGGACAGCAAGCCGACACCAUCCGUGCCAUGCGUAGCGCCUGCGGAGGCCUCGACGCCCCUGCCAUUGCCGAGCAUCGGCCAUCAUCGGUCACAGGAGCCCGAUCCCGAAGACGACGAGGAAGGCCUUGUAAAGGAAGACGACAUCGAGCCCGCGCCAGUGCAAGCGGCGCCCGAACGCAGCGUGAUGAUGAUUACUGCGAAUGUUCAUGUCGUCGAGCAACCCGUGGACGACAAGGCAGUCGACGAGCCGAUGGUCGACACGGCGUCCACCGAAGGACUACCGAGCGUCGUGCCGCCGACCUCCCUGCACGUAGAUGAGCCCGAGCCAACAACGCUUCCCGUCGCAUCGCCGAGCGUAUCCAAGUCAUCGCGGUCGCCGUCGGUCGAUGACAGCGUGCGGAGUCCGUCGACGAGCGCGGAGCGGCCGCGCGCGCCGAGCGAGAUGAACGCCAUUGGCUCGCGACGGAAGCGCAAGUCGCUCUGGGACGUGGGGGAUCCGCGCCUCGGGCACGAGCGGGCCACGGACCUCGUGCCAUCGUGGCAGAACUUUGCGUCUACAUCGUCGUCGUCGUCCUCUUCGUCCUUCCAUGCGCCGAGCAGCGGGUCUGCGUCGUCGCGACGGUACCAGCCGUACAUUCAGCCCCGCGGGCGAUCGUGGAACAACAGCAGCGCUACGCCGCCUCCGUCAUCCUCGAGCACGACGCCCAGUAGUAGCUACACGCGGUAG